AGGCGAUUAUUUUCUUGAACUUAUUGAAAUUGUUGUUAAGUUAACAAUUGACAAUUAAACGAUUAGGGCACAUGCUCCGCAUGGAAGUAAAUAGCUCAAAUUCUCAGUGAGUUAAAAAGUCAAUUUUGGUCCAACCUAUCGAUGAAAUUCCAAAUUGUAUACACAGUGCAAAUUCUCAGUUACUAAGAUGAAAAGUCGUUUGAAGAAAUCAAAAAAGAAUAGUAGUAGUAUGAGCAAUCACAGCUACAGCAACAAUAACAACAGCAGCGGCAAUUGUAAAGCUGAUGUUGCAGUUGCAAGCAGCAGCAGUAAAUCGAAGAUUCCGGUACAGAUCUUUGGAUUAGUAUCGAAAGAUCGACCCUGGCCGCGCAAGGAACGCCAUUGUGUAUUCUAUAGCACAGACUGUGAUAAAACGGCGCUGAUAAACAAUUUCCAGAAACGAGGCUGGCAGAAAGUGCCAGCCUUUGAUGGUGAAUGGAAUCUGUAUUGGGCAUGCUCCCAGAAUUGUCGCUACAUAUUUGGAGUCGAUCAUCCCUAUCGCAUGCGAUCCGAUCAAAUGAUCAAUCAUUUUCCCAAUUCGAUGGAACUGUCACGCAAGGAUCUGCUGGUGAAGAACAUAAAGCGAUAUCGCAAGGAUUUGGAACGCAAAGGCGAUGCACUGGCCGAGACACUACCAAUCCAUACAAAACUCGGAAUUGGUGGUACACGCUAUAUGCAUUUGGAUAUAAUUCCAAUGACCUUUGUACUGCCCUCCGAUUACAAUCUGUUUGUGGAGCAAUUUCAUAAAAAUCCGGCCAGCACAUGGAUCGUUAAGCCCUCGGAUAAGUCACAGGGUGUUGGCAUCUAUUUGAUAAACAAACUGUCCAAGCUUAAAAGAUUUGCAUACGAGGCGCGCACCUUCUAUCCGCAUUUCCAUCGCGACACGUGUGUCAUCUCCAAGUAUAUCGAUAACCCACUGCUCAUUGGUGGCAAGAAGUUUGAUCUGAGACUUUACGUACUGGUCACCACAUUUAACCCCAUCAAGGCGUAUCUGUAUAACGAGGGCUUCUGUCGCUUUUGUACCCAGAGAUACGAUCAAACUGAGAUCGAUAAUGUUUUCAUGCAUCUCACAAAUGUUAGCAUACAGAAGAAUAAUAAAGAGUAUAAUACUAUACACGGUGGCAAAUGGUCGAUGCAGAACCUUUGCCUCUAUUUGGAUAGCAUACGGGGGGAAGGAGUUUCCGAGCAACUCUAUCGGCGCAUUAAGGAGACCAUACGUCACUCUCUGGACGCUGUUGCGCCAGUGAUGGCAAAUGAUCGACAUUGCUUUGAGGUCUAUGGCUAUGACAUUAUUAUCGAUAACAAUCUAAAGCCUUGGCUUAUCGAGAUCAACACAUCCCCAUCGAUACAUUCAACCACCAAAAACGAUUGCACACUGAAGACGCGACUUAUUGAUAAUGUUUUAGAUGUUGUAAUACCGCCCAGUGGAAUGCCCGAUGAACGCUGGUCCAAAACACCCAGCAAGGAGUCCCUGAAGAACUUUACGCUACUGACUCCAGUUGUGCUGCCCAAGACACGAACGCCAACAGCCGCUACAGCAGCUGCAACAUCAACAACAACAAGAGCGACGGUAGCAACAAGAACAUUUAGUCAAAGGAGGGCCAAGAAUCUGGUAAAGCGUUUAGUGGUCGCUGCAAUGCCAAUUACAGCACACAGUCCAAAACUAUCGAAGAAGAUGGCGCAGUUGAAAAAGUCAACCGAUUGCAAGAAAUUAAAAUCGUUAACAAAACGUGGCGUUCAAAUUGCAGGGUUAUCGAAACGUGUGUCGAAAUAAAUGAUCAUUUAUCAGAUUAA
Molecule: messenger RNA, 1833 nt
Organism: Drosophila innubila
Lineage: Eukaryota; Metazoa; Arthropoda; Insecta; Diptera; Drosophilidae
Gene: TTLL1A
Product: probable tubulin polyglutamylase TTLL1
Exons: 4
Coding region: 188-1813 (541 amino acids)
Biological process (GO): microtubule cytoskeleton organization; protein polyglutamylation
Cellular component (GO): cilium
Molecular function (GO): tubulin-glutamic acid ligase activity; tubulin binding
Source: RefSeq, a predicted model, not a curated record